This is a messenger RNA of Physcomitrium patens, 2241 nucleotides long. RefSeq names its product heterogeneous nuclear ribonucleoprotein 1. NCBI's taxonomy places the organism in Eukaryota, Viridiplantae, Streptophyta, Bryopsida, Funariales, Funariaceae. The record is from RefSeq and is a predicted model, not a curated record. Gene Ontology annotation, molecular function: RNA binding.
CUGCUGGUGGUGCCUGUGCUGCAGCGACGCCAUGGAAUGGAAUGGAGGAGGGGCCGAGGCAAGAAUUGCAAGAGAAAGAGAGAUUGGAUGGUGUGCGAUGGAGGGCGAUGGUGUGCAGCUUCACGUCUUCGGAGGAGGAAACGCCGGAGCCACAGCGAGUACUGUAGCAGCAGCAGCGUUGUACAGUGGGGAUGCGCCCCCACAAGCAGCAGCACCCACAAUGGUGCGAGAGCGGCACCGCGUGUUUGUGAAGUCGGGAGUGACCAGCGAGAUCACCGCCGAAGUGUUACACCGCCAUUUCUCCAACUUCGGCAAUGUGAUAGACGUGUACAUACCGCGAGUUCUGCCGCCGCAACUGCCCAAAGGGUUCGCCUACGUCUCCUUCGACUGCGAGGAAGCCGUGCAACGUGCGUUGGAGUUGGAGUCCCACGAGAUAGAAGGGAAGCAUGUGCCAGUAGGUAGAGCUGAGCCUCGACCAUCAGAACGAGGACUGUGGCACCGGGAUCAAGACAUUCACCGGCAGCAGCAGCAACAGCACCGAGGAUAUGAUCAGCCGUAUGUUCCGUGGGGGGCUGGUCUGGGGCCUAACCCCCUUGGGCCUCCAAUGCUCUGCCCUCCACCACCAAGUGUCCCUUCAGGACCUCCUGGACCUUCUGGUGCAGCUGCCGACGUCCAAGUCGAUCCUCCAUACAUUCCAGAAGCACCUCAUUAUCAUGCAGAAGUGGAGCCGUAUGGCUGGAUGGCCGGACCCCUACCACGUGCUUGUCCAGGGAAUGGGUUUCUGAAGAAGAACGCUUGUCGUAUCUUUGUGGGUGGUGUCCCCGAUGUGCUAUCCGAAGAAGAUCUGAAAGUGCACUUCGAGAAAUAUGGGAAAGUGGAGGAUGUGUACUUCCCGAAGGAGAAGGAGACCAGGAAACGGAGAGGGUUCUGCUACGUGCGCUUUGAUAAUCCAAAAGCAGCUGAUGCCGCAGCAGCCCGCAGUUCACGAACGAUCAGAGGCAACGAGAUCGGCGAGAUCAAGAUCGCGCAACCUCGCCCUGGAGAGGGUCCUCCCCCAGAAUACUAUCUGGACAGGGACGGAGGAUAUGGACCCGGAGGCAGCUAUUGUCCGCAGAGAAUGGGACCUCCCCACAACACAAGAUCAUUCGAAGGAAGGCCCAACGUGGCUAGGUUUCGUCCUUAUUGAGCCUGUUGCUGCCCUCCUCGUGCAGAGGAAGCCUCUGCCGAUCGGACCGACUUCCACGAGAUAUACGAGCAAGUGGGUUACAAAUUGGAGUACAAACAAAACAACUCAGCAAGUCUGCAACUCCCAAGAACUGUGUGGUUUUGGUAUACACUUCUCAUCUGUUUUGCUGGUGGUUUCACAUGUAUUAAGACUGCAAUACGAGUUUCACUUGCACGGGUGGAUUCCAUUUUUUUUUAGCACUGGAAAUAGAAUUUACAUGAUUUCACAGUUCCUCAAGAGACGGCGUUCACAAAUCACCGGCCCAAUAAGAAUUCCGUUUGGAAAUGACUUGCCUGAUCACAGACUGCACCAAUUCUGACCAAGCACUGCCCUUUCAACUUUCAAGUGUCAGGAAAUUAGGGCGUAGCAACGGUGCGCUGUGUUCUGGUUGCAUUAAAUGACACAAUUCUUUGAAGACCCAUGUUGGGAAGGAAGUCUUGGUGCAGAGAACACGCCGGUGGGUUACAGUGGUAGCAACUGCAUAAAGUGUUCUGUAUCGAUUUGUGUCAAUUGAGUCCCACCGUGGAAAACAGCCAGCUGAUCCGAAAACAAAUUUACUUGAGAUUGUGGCAAAUGCAGAUUGAUGAAGUAAGGUACAUUGCCAUGGCCUACAUCAGUGUCUACUUUGUAAGUCUGGCCUGUGAGAUUUGUGCCUCAGGUGGGGCACCCGCUUCUGUUCUGCAUCCUGCCCCUGCUCUCGGUGCUCAUCCCCUCUCCUUCGCUAUAUCUCGCUUGAGCUUACUCACUUACACUGGCACUGCCUCAUCCAUGGUCACAGUUGUGGACUUCGUAGUUCAGCUACAUAGUUUUGUUUUUUUCAUGCGAGUUUCUAUUCUUCUUCUUCUUUUGCCGUUGCCGUGAAAGAUGCUGAAGAAGCGAUUUUAGUUCCUGGGUUUCAAGCCAACGCUAUCAGAACAACGGCGGGAUGUGAUGGGAGUGGAGAUGUGAGCAAACUCGUUUCGGUGAAAAUUUGUUGAAGAUCACUUCGAAGCAAAAAUCAAACCUGCUUCAUCUAA